Messenger RNA from Syngnathoides biaculeatus (alligator pipefish), 829 nucleotides. It is a transcript of the gene dtymk, whose product is annotated as deoxythymidylate kinase (thymidylate kinase). The transcript is spliced from 4 exons. Bases 54 to 773 code for a protein of 239 amino acids. The record is from RefSeq and is a predicted model, not a curated record. Gene Ontology annotation, cellular component: nucleus; cytoplasm; cytosol. NCBI's taxonomy places the organism in Eukaryota, Metazoa, Chordata, Actinopteri, Syngnathiformes, Syngnathidae. Gene Ontology annotation, biological process: dTDP biosynthetic process; dTTP biosynthetic process; dUDP biosynthetic process. Gene Ontology annotation, molecular function: ATP binding; dTMP kinase activity.
GAUGCACGUGAUCCAAGCGGGCGAGAGCUGCCCCUCCCUUCCGGCCGACCAAUAUGGCGGCUAAGCGAGGCGCCCUCAUUGUGCUGGAAGGGGUGGACAAAGCGGGCAAGACCACCCAGUGCAAGAAACUGGUGGAGGCGCUGCAGCAGAGCGGACACCCGGCGGAGAUGAUGAGGUUUCCCGACAGAAGCACGACAAUCGGAAAGCUGAUCAGCGCUUACCUGGAGAAGAAGAGCGAGCUGGAGGACCACACGGUGCACCUCCUCUUCUCCGCCAACCGCUGGGAAUUGGUGCCUGAGAUGAAGAGAAAGCUGGAACGAGGCACCACGCUCGUGGUGGACCGAUACGCUUUCUCCGGGGCUGCCUUCACCAGCGCAAAACCGGGUUUCAGUCUGGACUGGUGCACCAGGCCGGACGUGGGUCUGCCCAAGCCGGACAUGGUCCUGUUCCUGCGCUUGAGCGCGGCCGAGGCGGCUUCGCGAGGUCGCUACGGCGAGGAGCGCUACGAGGACGUCGCCUUCCAGGGCGCCGUGCUCGAGCGCUUCUUGCAGCUCAUGGACGACCCGUCCGUCAACUGGAAGGUGAGAACGCCGUCAGGCCGGCCUCGCUCUCUCGGCGCUCGGUCGUCUCCUUUCCUCACGUGGCCUCGCCGUUCCGCGCAGGUGGUGGACGCGUCCGGCGGCGUGGACGACGUUCACGGCGACAUCGUCCAGAAAAGCCUGGACGCCGUCCGCGCGGCGCAGACGCAACCUCUCGGAGAACUCUGGAAGUGAACUACUGCUCACUUCGCUUUCUUUAAUAAAAAAAUUUCAAAAUUUGUCAUUUCAAA